AUGAAGCUCUUCACUGUCAUAUUUUCCUACGUCCUCCUCCUUGGCCUCUAUACACCACCAAGCCUGUCAGAUAGUCCACCUCUGCAAGAUGUGUGCCCUAUGGCACCUCAGAGUGAACGGAAUCCGUUCAUGAACGGUUACGUCUGCAAGCAUCCUAGCACCAUACUUGCUUCUGAUUUCAAGACAUUGCUUCUCAACCAUGCCGGGAAACUAGACAACAUGGUCCGUUCAUCUACAAACAUCGUCACCGCCGCCGAGUUCCCUGGCCUCAACACCCUUGGUAUGUCGAUGGCACGGACCGACAUCGACCCCUAUGGCCUAGUGCUUCCCCACUCUCACCCAAGGGCGUCUGAGAUGAUGUUUGUCCAUGAUGGCAGCGUGCUGGCCGGUUUCUUUGACACAACCGGUAAGCUGUUUCAGAAGAGACUGUGUGAGGGGGAUGUGUUCAUCUUUCCCCGUGGCUUGGUUCACUUCAUGAUGAACUAUGGUUUUCGCCUUGCGACAACAUUCUCGGUUCUCAACAGCCAGAACCCUGGUGUGGUUGGAAUCACCCAUGCGAUGUUUGCACCAGAUUCAGAUGUAGUUGAGGGGCUGAUGGCCAGAAUGAUGAAGUUCAGAGAUAUGGAAAUCCCUGACAAUAAAACUACUGAUUUUCCAUGGACUUACUGAUUAAUUAUGUAACUAGUGAAGAUAGUGGAUCCAAUUAUAAUGAAAUUUAUCCAUGGAUGAUGAUUUCACGUUUCAAUCUGGUUUUGCAUGCAUAUGGACAGAAUUUCAUUCUAGUAAUGUUCUAUACUCGGUGAUGUAAAUACCAUGUGAUGUACUAGUUGAUUAAUUUCUGUAGGAUUUGGACCACAUCCUUCUAGCUGUUUACCUUACAGGUUGCUUGUGUAGCCUGGAUCCUUGUCGUGAUAAUAAUAAUAAUAA
Hordeum vulgare subsp. vulgare (domesticated barley) is the source of this 927-nucleotide messenger RNA. RefSeq names its product germin-like protein 11-1. The coding region runs from base 1 to 669 and encodes 222 amino acids. The record is from RefSeq and is a predicted model, not a curated record. Gene Ontology annotation, cellular component: cell wall. Lineage: Eukaryota; Viridiplantae; Streptophyta; Magnoliopsida; Poales; Poaceae. Gene Ontology annotation, molecular function: manganese ion binding. The transcript has a single exon.